AUGAGCUCGACAGGGCAAUUCCCAAUCGUGGACUCCCACAUCCACCUCUUCCCAGCAACACAUCUAAAGACCCUAUCCUGGCACAGCGACUCCAACCCCCUUGGCAAACAACACAGCAUAGAUGAAUACAAGCAAGCCACCAAAUCCAACGCAUCAGCCCUCCGCGGCUUCAUAUUCCUCGAAACAGACCGCCUCUCAUCGGUAACAGAAUCACCCACCUCAACAUUCACCUCAACCCCAAUUCACGGCUGGACCCACGCCCUAGACGAAGUCUCCCUCCUAACACGCAUAGCGCUAGGCGAACCAAUCGCCGGCGAAGGCCACAGCCCAGAAGAUAAAGAACUCUGUUGGGGAAUUAUACCAUGGGCACCUAUCCCCGGCGGGCAAGAUGUAUUGGAACAAUAUUUGGAUCUAGUGCGGGAGCGGGUGCGGAUGGGUGAGGUGUGGGCGAAGGUCCGUGGUGUGCGGUAUCUCGUGCAGGAUAAACCUGCCGGGACGAUGCUUCAGGAUGGCUUUGUGGGGAGUCUGAGGUGGCUUGGGAGGUUGGGGCUGACGUUUGAUCUUGGGGUUGAUGCUAGGUCAGGGGGGUUGGGGCAGUUGAGGGAGGCGGUUGAGAUGAUGGGGAGGGUUUAUGAGGGGGUUACGGACGGGAGGGAGGCUGUUACUAUUAUUAUUAACCAUAUGUGCAAGCCUAAUCUCCGUCUCCCGCCUGCUUCUGUUCGCUCUCAUCCUGAGUUCUUGGAGUGGAAAGAUCUUAUUACGAAGAUGGCUCGGGCUCACCCGAAGACUUAUAUGAAGCUUUCCGGGGCGUUUUCUGAGAUUGAACCUCUGGCUGGGCAGUCUGAGCCUGAUUUCGAGGCUAUUGUUGAGCGUGUCCGGCCCUGGACAGAUGCUGUCUUUGAUGCGUUUGGUGCGGAGCGUGUCAUGUAUGGAUCGGAUUGGCCGGUUUGCAAUGUUGGUGGUGGUGGGAAUGAUGUCUCGUGGGGCCGCUGGAGGCGGGUUGUUGAGGAGAUUUUAGAGCGGAGAGGUUUGUCAGGGAAUGAGAAGGCGGAUGUUUGGGCGAGGGUUGCUAUAAAUGCUUAUAUGAUUGGAUACCCGGGUGUUCGUGGUUGA
Messenger RNA from Penicillium canescens, 1113 nucleotides. RefSeq lists its product as uncharacterized. Gene Ontology annotation, molecular function: hydrolase activity. Bases 1 to 1113 code for a protein of 370 amino acids. The transcript has 2 exons. Lineage: Eukaryota; Fungi; Ascomycota; Eurotiomycetes; Eurotiales; Aspergillaceae. The record is from RefSeq and is a predicted model, not a curated record.